GAUGUGUACAUUUUACAAUGCGAUUCACUUAAAGGUGUAGCAUGAUUACAGAGUUGGAUUUUUGUAUUUUCCAUAAUAGCGCAUCACGCGCAUAAACGUUAAAUACUGAAAAUAAAGAAACAUUAUCACAAUGGGAGGUGGCAAAAAUCAAAAGGGUGGUAAACAUGGUUUUAUCGGCAGGACUUUGGCCCAUGAUAUCCUAGCUAGACAGUUGAAGCAAUGUGAAAACAUGAGUGGAGACAAACCCUAUCGUCAACCAGAGUACUCAGUAGUUGAGAGAAACAGCUUGGAUGAGUUCACUAUGGCCGCUGAAAUGGGUUUAGUUAGUUAUCUAAACACACAUGGAGGAACUAGAGAAGUGGCAUCGUCUGAUUUCAAUAGCCAGUUAGCGAGGAUGGUCAACUACUCGGAUGCUGAUGAUAAUGAGAAAUUCCCAGUGGUACCCAUACCACGCAGAUGUUUAUUCUUUGGUGAUGAGGAAAGAGAAGCCAUAGGGAGACUCAUUAAGCAGAGGGAAUAUAUGCAGAGCAUAAAGGAUAAAAGAAGAAAUAAACGCAAAAAUAAAAAAUUGGUUGAUCUAUAUAUGCACGGCACUGGCCCUAGACCUGUGAAUGGAGUAUUCGAUCCUAGACGCCUACAGAUGCUAGAAAAACAAGUCAGACAAGGAGCUGAUAAAAAAAGUGAUGUCGAUGAAUUUAGCUCGGACCCUUCUGAAGACGAUCAUAUGGAAACACUAUCAACUGAUUUUAGUGGUUAUGACAGCGAUAGCGAAGGAGAGACUGAAAGUAAAGGGCCCAUACCAGAGGCAAUAGCAAGCAAAAACUCGUUUUUCAAUAUGGAAGGGACACAAGGUUGUUUUAAGGUUGAUCAGGAAAGUACGCUCGCAAGUGAUGUGAUAUCAGCAGAGUCGAACACUUCCCAAAAGAGUCUUGAGAAUUUUGACAAUGUCAAGCAACAUGUUACUGUUAUGCAAAAACAAGGAUUCUUAAAUGGAUAUAAGAGUGACACAUAUGACGUAAAUGUGGAUUGUGUUAGUGAUGAUAGCAGUGAUUACGAAGACGUAGAUACGUUUAGCGAUGAAUAUAGCGAUAUAAGCGACGACGACAGCAGUGGUUUUGUAACUGAAGAAGAGGUCGAGGCUAAUACCGACACAAACUGUGUUACAAACCCAUUGAAUAACAUGGCAUCAAAUGAGAAGUUCACUGUCCUGAAACAUAAACCUGAUUUAAAGUAUGUAAAGGAAUAUAAAAAGGCUAUCGAGGAAGAAGUUAACGGCAUCGAUAUUUGCAUGAUAGAUGCAAACGAACUUAACCGUAUAGAAACCAAAUGCUUUUAUGCUUGGAGGAGAUUGCUUUCUAGAAUUGAAGAUGAAGAAGAUAGAGUUGUUACACCUUAUGAAAAAAAUAUUGAGUUUUGGAGGCAACUCUGGAGAGUAAUAGAACGUAGUCAUUUGCUGCUUGUAAUUGUAGAUGCCAGAGAUCCACUAUUCUAUAGAGUGCCAGACCUAGAGGAUUAUGUAAAGGAGGUGGAUUAUAGAAAAGAAACCAUACUUAUACUCAACAAGGCAGAUCACCUUUCAUUAGAACUGAGAAAAGCGUGGGCCAACUAUUUUAAAUCUAAAGGUGUCGACUUCAUCUUUUUCUCUACCAUCCCAGGAAAAUGUGAUUUUGAGUACAAGGAACUAUCAAGUGAAGAUACGGCAUAUAGAAUCCAUGAUGCUGAUAUGUUGUUUAAAAAGAUCGAUAUAUAUCGCAAGAAACAAAGGUCAAUAUUUCCCGAACUACGUCAGGAGGACACUUCUGAUAUGCCAGUGUACACAGUCGGCUGUGUUGGUUACCCUAAUGUGGGAAAAAGUUCACUAAUCAAUUGUCUUAUGGAAGUAACGAAAACCAAUGUGAGUUGUCAACCUGGAAAAACGAAACACCUGCAAACGCUGGCAUUAAAGAAGUAUAAUAUCACAUUAUGUGAUUGUCCAGGUUUGAUCUUUCCAAACAUCGUGGCCAAUAAACAUCACCUUCUCGUAAAUAGUAUUGUUUCAACGGCACAUUUCAGGGGUAGUCUUAUUUUUGCGGUACAACUCAUAUGCAACCGUAUCCCAAACCAGUGUUGUGAACGUUACGACGUGGACAGAGCAGAGUGCAUUACAAUAAAUAAGAAUAAGAAGCCUAUUUUACUGAGUACCAAAUUUCUGGAGUGCAUAUGUAACAGCAGAAAAUUCUUCUCUGGCGGUAAAGGAGGACAACCCGACCUAGGAAGGGCAGCAAAACUGGUAGUCAAAGAUUAUGUCAAUGGCAACCUGUUGUAUUGCGCUUGGCCACCUGAUUUUAAGCCAAGUGUAGUGGAAUGUGAGCAUGUGGAUACCCUAGCGGAGUGUUUGGCGACACUUAAUAUCGGAAAACAAGCCAAUGUAACAUCGGAAGGCUAUUUGAAAGUUCCUAAAGAAAUACGUGCGGAGGAAUCGAAAAUGAAUGAUUGGCUUAUGGCCACAUCUGGUGAUAUACCACAGGAACAACCACAAGCAAUUACUAAGCGUAAAAUGAGAUUCCUCUUAAAGGGCAAACGGAAACUAGAAACGAAACACAAAACAAGUGGACACAAUCCAUACAAUUGAAAUAAUGUUAUAUUGUAAAC
Messenger RNA from Babesia bovis T2Bo, 2631 nucleotides. RefSeq names its product 50S ribosome-binding GTPase family protein. NCBI's taxonomy places the organism in Eukaryota, Apicomplexa, Aconoidasida, Piroplasmida, Babesiidae. The coding region runs from base 131 to 2611 and encodes 826 amino acids. The transcript has 3 exons. Gene Ontology annotation, cellular component: cytosol. Gene Ontology annotation, molecular function: GTP binding; GTPase activity. The record is from RefSeq and is a predicted model, not a curated record.